AUCAUCUGUUGCAGUAUCUUUCUAGCGGCCAGACGGUGAAACAACGUUCACUAAUGGCGAUCGGCUGCUAACUGCUGAAACUUGACGCUCGAAGCAUGGGGGAGUGUUGUGUUUACAUUGCGAGUGCCAUAGUUUUAUGAACUCCAGCGCUUGUGGUGUCAAACCGUGUCACCUGCGAAAUCAUUUCAGAAAUUCGUUGCGCCGUCAGUUCCCUGAAAUCUUCACCGGCAUCGAGUGUAGUCGGCGCAUACUGUGAGAUCUCAACACUUUCCCAGCCGACUGAACGAUGUCUCGACAAACUGUGCGGAGUGCAGAUCCCAAGAAAGUGAGCUCCGAGCUCUUCACACUUACCUAUGGCUCACUGGUGGCUCAGAUGCUGAAGGAUUAUGAGAGCGACGAGGAAGUUAACAAGCAGUUGGACAGAAUGGGCUACAACAUAGGACUUAGGCUGAUUGAAGAUUUCCUGGCGCGAACAAAUGUGGGCAGGUGUUACGACUUUCGAGACACUGCUGAAAAACUUCAGAUGGCCUUCAAGAUGUACUUGGGCAUAAGUCCUUCCAUCACUAACUGGAGCCCAGCAGGAGACGAGUUCUCUCUUAUUCUUGAAAGCAAUCCACUCACUGAAUUUGUAGAGUUGCCUGAGAGUCAUGCUACCCUGAAGUACAGCAACAUCAUUCCUGGAGUGAUUCGAGGAGCACUUGAAAUGUGUUUCCCGUUGAAGCAGCCGUGGUUCAUGGUGUACCGUAACUACGAAGCGGACCCUUUCUUCGGCCUGGCAGCGAAGUGCGUCCGCGUCAGCCCUACGGACGUCCCGUACGUCGACAACGCCACACACGUCAAGGUGGAGUUCGGCGACCACGACAGCCUUGACCUGAGCGUUCAGCUGGUUCCCACCAGUGGUUAUCGGCACCAAAAUGCCCUCCGUGUAUCGCCGACAGGAGGAGCGCAGGUGGAGCUUGACCUGCCGGUUGAUUACGUGGACUGCAACUCCUGCAAGAUCCUCAGACAUCCAUACGCAGGAAAGACAGCGUGCAGUUUGAUGGUCACAGGCGAGCACGUCGCAAAUCCUCCCAGCGCCUGUCACUUUAUCUACAGGCUGUUCUGCGGCGCUACGAAAAUUCCCAUCUACGACGAAAGCUGCAAGAAACACCACUGAUCAAUCGAAUCUCUGCCACACCCCCUCGGCACUGCCACGUGCGUGCCAGAUGUUUCAUUUGGAAUUAAUACAAUAUCACCUAUGGCA
Messenger RNA from Dermacentor albipictus, 1243 nucleotides. It is a transcript of the gene Bet3, whose product is annotated as blocked early in transport 3. Gene Ontology annotation, molecular function: amine binding. Lineage: Eukaryota; Metazoa; Arthropoda; Arachnida; Ixodida; Ixodidae. Gene Ontology annotation, cellular component: cytosol; TRAPP complex; cis-Golgi network membrane. The record is from RefSeq and is a predicted model, not a curated record. Gene Ontology annotation, biological process: endoplasmic reticulum to Golgi vesicle-mediated transport; intra-Golgi vesicle-mediated transport; symbiont-mediated perturbation of host defenses.